This is a messenger RNA of Etheostoma cragini (Arkansas darter), 2551 nucleotides long. RefSeq names its product ceramide transfer protein-like. Gene Ontology annotation, biological process: ER to Golgi ceramide transport. The record is from RefSeq and is a predicted model, not a curated record. The transcript has 17 exons. Gene Ontology annotation, molecular function: phosphatidylinositol-4-phosphate binding. The coding region runs from base 646 to 2439 and encodes 597 amino acids. Gene Ontology annotation, cellular component: Golgi apparatus. Lineage: Eukaryota; Metazoa; Chordata; Actinopteri; Perciformes; Percidae.
CUGUGUACACAGUAAAGCGUGGCUGCAGCGCCUCCCCCGACCCGAAAGAAGACAAGCUAGCCAGUCCCAUGGUCAGUCCUCCACUAUGCUAACCAAACUGCGGAACUACAGCAGCCACACAGACCGUUGCUCCACAUUUGUAGCUUGAAGUUGAGGUAUAGGGUUAACACACGAAGGCCGUCCUUAUCCCUCUUUUGAGUAGCUUAUCGACUGCAGCUAAAAUAGCUAACGACAACAGUCACAAGUUACUGGUUAAGUUAAUGUUAGCAAGUGGCGUGGUUUGACAGCUAGCGCUAACUAGCUAGCUAGCCUUAUUGGUAUUCGACGUCAGUUUCAAAACAAAGCCCGCAAAACGGAAAAGUUUGGACUCACCUCCAGAAUAUCUUGUUUCAAAACAAGCUAGCGGGGUUUGUCAAUCGACGGAAGACUAAUUAGCUACGCUAUUCAGAUUAUGAUUGAUACGCUGAGUUAAUGCCUAGCUAGCUAAUUAACGGUAACAUAUUUCCCUGAGGUUAAGGCUAUAGAGCUGUCAGCAGUUUUGGCUGUGACGCGUUUGAAUUAUAACUAAUUCAGCAAACCUAGCGGGCAGCUACGUGCUUCGGUCAAUAAAGUUAGGUUUAAGUUUUCUUUAAAGCUUGGAUUUAAAUGUCCGAAAAGAGUUCAUCGUCCGGUUCCGAUGAGGAUGUGGACCCUGAAUCCGGGCAGCCUGUGGAGCUCGGAGGCGUCUUAAGCAAGUGGACUAAUUACAUACACGGGUGGCAGGACCGAUGGGUCGUGUUGAAAAACAAUACUUUGAGCUACUACAAGUCGGAGGAUGAACGGGAAUACGGCUGCAGGGGGUCUUUGUGCCUCAGCAAGGCUGUUAUCACACCUCAUGAGUUUGACGAGUGUCGUUUUGACAUCAGCGUGAACGACAGCGUUUGGUACCUCAGAGCUGAAGAUCCUGAGCACAGACUCCAGUGGAUUGAGUCGAUAGAGCUUCACAAGGCAGAGUCUGGUUAUGGUUCAGAAACCAGUCUCAGGCGCCAUGGUUCCAUGUUGUCUCUCACGUCAGCAGCCAGUGCCUUGUCUGCCACAUCCACAUCCUCCUUCAAGAAGGGGCACAGGUUGCGUGAGAAGCUAGCAGAAAUGGAAACAUUCAGGGACAUUCUGUGCCGACAAGUGGACACCCUGCAGAAAUACUUUGACACCUGUGCUGACGUUGUCUCCAAAGAUGAAUUUCAGAGAGACAAAGUACUAGAGGAGGACGAAGAAGAAUUUCCUACCACUACAAAACCCAAUGGCGAAUAUAAUCACAACAACAAUGGCAGCAAAGAGAAAUUGUGCCCCCCUGCCAGUCCCAAAUGUAUGAAUGGAAUAGACUUCAAGGGUGAGGCCAUCACCUUUAAGGCCACCACAGCAGGCAUCCUCUCCACCUUGUCUCACUGCAUCGAACUGAUGGUUAAACAAGAGGACAGCUGGCAGAAGAGACUGGACAAGGAGCUCGACAAGAGGAGGAGGGUAGAAGAUGCCUACAAGUCUGCUAUGUAUGAAAUGAAGAAAAAGUCACACUACGGAGGCCCAGACUACGAGGAGGGGCCGAACAGUCUGAUCAAUGAGGAUGAGUUCUUCGAUGCGGUGGAAGCCGCACUGGACAGACAGGACAAGAUAGAGGAGCAGUGCCAGUCAGAGAAGGUUAGGAUACCUCGACGAACUCUGGUGCCUCCAGGAGACAUCUACUCCACCAUCGGUACACACCGAUUUGCCCCCAAGGUGGAGGAGAUGGUGCAGAAUCAUAUGACUUAUUCUCUUCAGGACGUGGGUGGAGAUGCCAACUGGCAGCUGGUAAUAGAAGAAGGAGAGAUGAAGGUGUACAGGAGAGAAGUCGAGGAGAACGGUAUUGUGCUGGAUCCUCUCAAAGCUACGCAUUCUGUGAAGGGGGUGACCGGACACGAGGUCUGCCACUACUUCUGGGACACGGCUGUCCGACUGGACUGGGAGACCACCAUUGAGAAUUUCAACGUUGUGGAAACGCUGUCGGAUAAUGCCAUCAUUGUUUACCAGACUCACAAGAGAGUGUGGCCUGCCUCUCAGAGAGACGUGCUCUAUCUGUCAGCCAUCAGGAAGAUCUUGGCAACAAACGAAAAUGAUCCUGACACAUGGCUGGUCUGCAACUUCUCUGUUGACCACAACAAUGCCCUUCCCACAAACCGGUGUGUUCGUGCCAAAAUCAAUGUUGCUAUGAUCUGCCAAACGCUGGUCAGCCCACCAGAGGGUGAUAAAGAGAUCAGCAGAGACAACAUCCUUUGUAAGAUCACCUAUGUUGCCAAUGUAAACCCAGGAGGCUGGGCUCCAGCCUCAGUCCUCAGAGCAGUGGCCAAGAGAGAGUAUCCCAAGUUCCUCAAGCGCUUCACCUCCUACGUCCAGGAGAAAACUGCUGGGAAGCCCAUCCUCUUCUGAACGCAAAGAGGCUUGCAAAGGGCCAAGGUUGCUCACUAGAGAAACUACAAUGUUCAGCCUUUAAUCGGUUGUCAAAGACUACAUUACCCAUUUAGUCGUCAAUUUGAAUGUU